GAACCUAAAACAGUUAUCCAGCCUGGAAAGAGGAAUUCACGGUGGGGAGGGACUGUACACGUGUUUGUGUACCGCUGAAGCUUCAGCCAUGGAGAAACCCGAGGAAUCCCGCCCCGUGGAGAAAUCUUGGAAGUGUGGCGACUGUGGGAAAGGCUUCCAUGUCCCGUCUGUCCUGGAUGCUCAUCGGCGCAGUCACACUGGGGUCAGGCCAUUCUCCUGCCCUGAGUGUGGGAAGGGAUUCAGCAGUUCCUACACCCUGCUGAGGCACCGACGGGUCCACACAGGGGAGAGGCCCUUCAGCUGCUCCGAGUGCGGGAAGGCCUUCAGCAAUUCCUCUGACCUACUGAAGCACCAGCGUGUCCACACCGGGGAGAGACCAUUCGCCUGCCCAGAGUGCGGGAAGGGGUUCAGCAGUUCCUCCGCCUUGCUGACCCACCAGCGGGUCCACACAGGGGAGAAGCCCUUCAGCUGCCCCAAGUGUGGGAAGGCCUUCACCCAGGCCUUUUCCCUGCUGAGGCACCAGAGUGUCCACACAGGGGAGAGGCCAUUCACUUGCCCAGAGUGCGGGAAGGGGUUCAGCGAUUCCUCUGCCCUGCUGACCCACCGGCGGGUCCACACUGGGGAGAGGCCUUUCAGCUGCCCUGAGUGUGGGAAGGCCUUCACCCAUGCCUCCAACCUGCUGACCCACCGGUGGGUCCACACCAGGGAGAGGCCCUUCAGUUGCCCCGAGUGUGGUAAGGCCUUCAGCAAUUUCUCCCACGUGGUGAUCCACCGGCGGGUCCACUCCGGGGAGAGGCCAUUCACUUGUCCUGAGUGCGCAAAGGCCUUCAGCAAUUCCUCUGACUUACUGAAGCACCAGCGGGUUCACACCGGCGAGCGGCCCUUCAGCUGCCCUGUGUGUGGGAAGGCCUUCACCCAGUCCUGCAACUUGCAGAGGCACCAGCGGGGGCACCAGUGCUCCCAACAAUCGGAUUCUGCCGGGGGCAUUCCCUUCACCUCAAACCCCUUCAAUAUCUCUGACAAGGCGGAAUGGUGCCUGGAACCAGACAGGUCCCCUGAAGUUACCACACUCAAAAUACCACCAGCAAUGACCAAAUAUGGGGACAACAGCCCACCCUGCUGGAGGUCUCCGGGUUACCACCUGGACAAAUAUAAAGAGUGGUUUUACCCGGCCUACAACCCCUCCCAUGAGCCCCCAGCCCUGACCAUUGCUGACACCAGCCCACACGGGCCACCUGCGGGAUCCAUCUGUUUGAAACACACACAGCCACCCGGAUGGGAGGCUGGCUGCAGCCGGUGCACUGACUCCCUGCUCCUAACUCCCACAGCACGCCGAUCCACUGCAGAAGGCAGCAUUUUAAACCGACAGGUCCUCAACAGGAUCACCCAGAAUACCACCUUCCUCACCAGCUGGACAGGGACCCAGACACUCCAUCUCCGGACCGACAACGGCACCUAUUUUAUCUGUGGCCACAAAGCCUACCCCUGGCUGCUGUUGUCCUGGUCUAGGAGCUGCAAUGUUGGGUAUGCGGUACCAUUCAUUUAUCACUCCCAGUCCCCUCCCUUCCCAAAGCCCAUGCCACGCAGCAGACGAGCCCUCGCUGCCAUUGAAGCAGCUCCCUACCUGAUGUCACCCCACUCUGCAACCUUACAGUUACAGGUAGAAGCCCACAAACUUGCUGUCACAGUACAAGAUGUGGCAAACUCUACAGCAGACGCACUCGCCCAGCUGAAUGUGGAGGCUGUUGCCAUCUGUACUGUGCCUCUGGAGAACGGGAUGGCCCUGGACUUCCUACUCGCUGUGAAAGAGGAUUCCGAACUCCAGACUUCUGACCAAAUUCCAAUUCCGCUAUCCGCCAUGACGGGAUUCAAACCCAGAGGUCCAGUCGAUAAUGGACUCUGCCAUUGCUCCUUCAAUCCCCCUGCCGUGGCAUGUGAACUCGCUGGUGCCUCUGCAGGUGCGGCUGAAGCUUCGGCCAUGGAGAAACCUGAGGAAUCCCGCCCUGUGGAGAAACCAUGGAAGUGUGGUGACUGUGGGAAAGGUUUCCGUGUCCCAUCUGCCCUGGAGACUCAUCGGCGCAGUCACACCAGAGAAAGGCCCUUCAGCUGCCCUGAGUGUGGGAAGGGCUUUACCCAGGCCUCUGCCCUGCGAACUCACCAACGGGUCCACACAGGGGAGAGGCCAUUCCCGUGUCCCGAGUGCGGGAAGGCCUUCAGCAAUUCCUUCAACCUCCAGACCCAUAGGCGACUCCACACUGGUGACAGGCCGUUUUCUUGCUCUGAGUGCAAGAAGGCAUUCAGACAUUCCUCUUACCUGAUGACCCACUGGCGGGUCCACACGGGGGAGAGGCCCUACAGCUGCCCCGAGUGUGGGAAGGCCUUCAGCAAUUCCUCCCACCUGCUGACUCACCAGCGGGUCCACACAGGUGAGAGGCCAUUCACCUGCCCCAAGUGUGGGAAGGGAUUUAGUCAAGUGAGCAACUUGUGGAAGCACCAGCGUCUCCACACAGGGGAGAAGCCCUUCAGCUGCCCCGAGUGCAGGAAGGCCUUCAGCAAUUCCACCACUCUGCUGACCCACCGGCGGAUCCAUAUGGGGGAGAGGCCAUUCCCCUGCACCGAGUGCGGGAAGGCCUUCAGCAAUUCCUCCAUCGUGCUGAGACACCAGCGGGUUCACACAGGGGAGUGGCCCUUCAGCUGUCCUGAGUGCAGGAAGGGGUUCAGCGAUUCCUCCAAUCUUCAGACCCACCAGCGGAUUCACACUGGGGAGAAGCCUUUCAGCUGCACAGUGUGUGGGAAGGCCUUCAUCCGCUCCUCCCACCUGCGGAGGCACCAACGAGUUCACGUGCCAUCGCAGGACCAACUCUCCAGCCCCUGGAGCCCUGUGGUUUAUCAGCUUACGUUGCCAGAAGCUCCAGUCAAUCCACCUUCAAGUGCAAAAGUCACAUUAAUAGAAGAAGGAACAGCUCUUAUAUCGUGGAAACCCCCAGAAGAUACCAACACUGCUAUCACCCGUUAUACCAUCCUUUACGCUUCCAGAAAGGCCUGGAUUGCAGGCGAGUGGCAAAUGCUUCAUAGGGAAGGAACAAUUACUAUGGCUUUGUUGGAGAACCUCCUUCCAGGAAAUGUCUAUCUCAUUCAGAUAUCUGCAUCUAAUGAAGUAGGAGAAGGACCCUUUUCAAAUGCUGUAGAGCUAGCAAUCCCUGUGAAGGAAACUAUAUACUUUAGCCAGGGGCCUAAGUGGUCUGACUCUCGCAGUAGUGGAGAUGCCAAAGAUCUUUGGCCCGGGGAACGUGCAGUCCCAGCCUCAAACAGCAUCGGUCCCACGGGAAGCAAAGGGAGCGAGAGCGGCCAGUCCGGCAGAAAGGAAGCCUCGCUCCCUUCCCGCUUCACCCACUGCCUUCGAACGGGGCACGAUCCCCCCCCAGUCCUGGGUGGGAUUCGCUGCAGACUUCAACUCCGUGCGAUCACGUUGGGAAGGCGCCUGUGCGUCCGCAGGGUCGGCGAUCGAUUGAAGGCCUUGCCGCCCCCGGGGCAGAAAGUAUCAUCUUUACCUGAACCACAGGGGCACGUGCCUGAGCCAGAUUGCCCACUGUGGGGAAAGGAAGUCUCAGGAGGCAUUCCGCGCGCCAUGGAGAAACCGUGGAAGUGUGGGGAUUGCGGGAAAGGAUUCCGCUCCCCCUCCUUGCUGGAGAUCCACCGCCGUGUCCACACCGGGGAGCGGCCCUUCACCUGCUCCGUCUGCGGCAAGGACUUCACCCAGUCGUCCCACCUGUUCUCACACCAGCGGGUCCACACCGGGGAGAGGCCGUUCGCCUGCUCCGAGUGCGGGAAGGACUUCAGCGACUCGUCCCACCUGCUGACCCACCAGCGGGUCCACACCGGGGAGCGGCCCUUCACCUGCUCCGUCUGCGGCAACAGCUUUGCCCGCUCGUCGGACCUGCUGUCCCACCAGCGAGUCCACACCGGGGAGCGGCCCUUCACCUGCUCCGUCUGCGGCAAGGGCUUCACCCAGUCGUCCAACCUGCUGACCCACCAGCUGGUCCACACCGGGGAGCGGCCUUUCACCUGCUCCGUCUGCGGCAAGGGCUUCCCUCACUCGUCCACCCUGCGGUCCCACCAGCUGGUCCACACCGGGGAGCGGCCCUUCACCUGCUCCGUCUGCGGCAAGGGCUUCCCUCGCUCGUCCACCCUGCUGCGGCACCAGCGGGUCCACACGGGGGAGAGGCCAUUCACCUGCUCCGUCUGCGGGAGGGGCUUCGCUCGGUCCCAGCACCUGCUGCAGCACCAGCGGGGGCACAACUCCGGGGGGUUGUUGAGCUCCUGGGCUCCGGCCGCCGCCGAAGAAGCCGCGGGCGCCGGCUCUCUCUCCUCCACCGCCGACAGUUUUAAUUUGUUUUCCCGUUCACCCGGAGGAAAUGCGCAGUCGCAGGCUCGCAGAGCCACUGGAUGCCAAGGGGAUGAGAGCACAGCAACUGCAGUGACCCUCCGCCCUCCCACCCAGGGUUCAGCCCUGGGCGGUGACUCACAGCGGCUGGCCCCGUCACUUGUGCCCCCGCUGGUGCCGCAGCAGGUGGUGGGAGGACCCUCCAGACCAACACAACAUCAGCUCCCCUUAACCGUCCCCCCGCAACGGCGCAUGUGCAGGAGCAACCGGUCACGUGAAUCGAGGGACCGCCGUCGUCACAAAGGCCGCGCGUUCAUUGGAAUGAGCGCCCGCCCGUGCGGCGUUCCAGCCUUUCCCAUUGGUCCACCGCGUCACGCGGCGGCGCUGGUGUUUGUGACGCCCCCGCCCACGGCUGAAGCUUUGGCCAUGGAGAAACCUGAGGAAUCCCGCCCUGUGGAGAAACCAUGGAAGUGUGGUGACUGUGGGAAAGGCUUCUGUGUCCCAUCUGCCCUGGAGACUCAUCGGCGCAGUCACACCAGAGAAAGGCCCUUCAGCUGCCCUGAGUGUGGGAAGGGCUUUACCCAGGCCUCUGCCCUGCGGACUCACCAGCGGGUCCACACAGGGGAGAGGUCGUUCCCGUGUCCCGAGUGCGGGAAGGCCUUUAGCAAUUCCUUCAACCUCCAGACCCACAGGCGACUCCACACUGGUGAGAGGCCGUUUUCUUGCUCUGAGUGCAAGAAGGCGUUCAGACAUUCCUUUGGCCUGUUGACCCACUGGCGGGUCCACACGGGGGAGAGGCCCUACAGCUGCCCCGAGUGUGGGAAGGCUUUCAGCAAUUCCUCCCACCUGCUGACUCACCAGCGGGUCCACACAGGGGAGAGGCCAUUCACCUGCCCCAAGUGUGGGAAGGGAUUUAGUCAGGUGAGCAACUUGUGGAAGCACCAGCGUCUCCACACUGGGGAGAAGCCCUUCAGCUGCCCCGAGUGCAGGAGGGCCUUCAGCAAUUCCACCACUCUGCUGACCCACCGGCGGAUCCAUAUGGGGGAGAGGCCAUUCCCCUGCACCGAGUGCGGGAAGGCCUUCAGCAAUUCCUCCAUCCUGCUGAGACACCAGAGGGUUCAUACAGGGGAGUGGCCCUUUAACUGUCCUGAGUGCAGGAAGGGGUUCAGCGAUUCCUCCAAUCUCCAGACCCACCAGCGGAUCCACACUGGGGAGAAGCCUUUCAGCUGCACAGAGUGUGGGAAGGCCUUCAUCUGCUCCUCCCACCUGCAGAGGCACCAACGAGUUCACGUGCCAUCGCAGGGUGAUUGAAGGAGCAACAAUCGAGUGCCAUGAGGGACUGAACUAUCAACCCAGUUCCGGGGACUCCUGAGUUUGAAUCCAGCCCAUGGCAGAUCACGGAAUUGGAAUUCGGUCCGAAAUCUGGAGUUCAGAAUCUGAUGGUGAAACCGUUUUUGGGGUGGGGGGCCCCAUCUGAUUCACACAUGUUCUUUUUAGGGAAGGAAACUGCCAUUGUGGGAAAGGAUUCAUUCAGUCAUCCAGCUGUAUCCUUUACCUGGUCCAGCCUACAGUGACUCCAGACACACACAGCUGUGUGGUUAACACUAUACUGCUCAGGUAAAAAUAAUGACUGCAGAUGCUGGAAACCAGAUUCUGGAUUAGUAGGCUGGAA
Hemiscyllium ocellatum (epaulette shark) is the source of this 6056-nucleotide messenger RNA. RefSeq lists its product as uncharacterized. NCBI's taxonomy places the organism in Eukaryota, Metazoa, Chordata, Chondrichthyes, Orectolobiformes, Hemiscylliidae. Gene Ontology annotation, molecular function: DNA-binding transcription factor activity, RNA polymerase II-specific; protein binding; RNA polymerase II cis-regulatory region sequence-specific DNA binding. The record is from RefSeq and is a predicted model, not a curated record. The coding region runs from base 89 to 5695 and encodes 1868 amino acids. Gene Ontology annotation, biological process: regulation of transcription by RNA polymerase II. The transcript has 13 exons.